AUGCUUAAAAAUUCCCACGAGGAUGACCAUCCAAUCCCAAAAAAGGCUUUCGGUCGUGUUCUAGGUGACGACCGUCCUAUAGAUGACUACGAAAAUACCGUUCGCCAGGAUGAAGCACAAAGACGCGCUCCAAGUCCACCAAACCGUGCUGUUGCCAGACGCGGAAACGCCGCUUAUGGACCGCACGAGUCUGGAAUCAAAAAGGCCGGGACGACUUCGAGUAAGUAUCGAGGAGUGAGUAAGCACUGA
This is a messenger RNA of Talaromyces proteolyticus, 249 nucleotides long. RefSeq lists its product as uncharacterized. Bases 1 to 249 code for a protein of 82 amino acids. The record is from RefSeq and is a predicted model, not a curated record. The transcript has a single exon. NCBI's taxonomy places the organism in Eukaryota, Fungi, Ascomycota, Eurotiomycetes, Eurotiales, Trichocomaceae.